UUCGGUUUAUACUGAGGAAAACACGGGGCUGUUUUCCGAGCUACGGGACCUGACUGACCUACCGUCAGCUAUCACCGACAGACUCAACCAUGUCUGAGCCCAGCAGGCAGGACAUCGCUGCUAUCUUCAAGAGACUUCGUGCAAUUCCCACGAAUAAGAUUUGCUUUGACUGCUCAGCUAAAAAUCCCAGUUGGGCCAGCAUCACCUAUGGUGUGUUCCUGUGUAUAGAUUGCUCUGGGACACACAGGUCUCUCGGGGUGCAUCUGACCUUUAUCAGGUCCACUGAGCUGGAUUUCAACUGGUCGUGGUUUCAGCUGAGAUGUAUGCAAGUGGGAGGCAAUGCCAGCGCGGUUUCAUUUUUCACCCAACAUGGAUGCAUAACCAGCGCUGCCAAUACCAAGUACAACAGCCGGGCUGCUCAGCUGUACAGAGACAAGAUAAAGACUUCAGCCACACAAGCGACCAGACGCCAUGGCACUGAGUUGUGGCUUGACAGUCAGGCUCCUCUCUCCCCAACAUCCCCAGAGGACAAGCAGUUGGAUUUCUUUAGUCUGCAUUCACAGACUCUUCCUGACAAUUUGAACAUGCCAAAGUCCAGUCUCAGCUCCUCCACAUCAGAGAAGACUUUAACCGGGCAAACGGAGGAAGACAGUAACGGUAAUCUAGAUGAGGGUCCUAGUGUGGAUAUGCUGAGUGUUUCUCCAAAAGCAAAUCCAGAGCCUUCCUCUCUUUUUAAGAAGAAGCCGACUGCUGCCAAGAAAACAUUGGCCUCUAAGAAGGGCGGUCUGGGCGCCCAGAAGGUUAGCAGCAAGAGUUUCUCCGAGCUGGAGAAGAAGGCUCAGGCUGCCGACAAGUUCAGAGAGAACGAGGAGAGCACUGGUGCAGCCAAGAACUACCAAUCUGAGGAAUCCAUCGCUCCAUCCCUACGACUGGCCUGUAAAGAUUUCGAGCAGCAGAGGAAAAUGGAGGAGAAGAAGUUGAAGGGAUUAGAGGGGAAUAAGAAAGUGCAAGCUGAGAGACUGGGCAUGGGUCUGGGCAUGAGGAGUGGAGUGUCUCACUCUGUGACAUCAGACAUGCACAUGAUCCAGCAGGAGAGUCCGAUGGGAAAGACCACCAAAGGACGUCGGUUGACUGAGGAUGAUGAAGAUGAAGGGUCCUUCAGUUCUAGGGUCAUGUCCCGGUUUGAGGAACAAACAGAAACCUCAGAUAUUUUCUCCUCGAGGUGGGAUGAUCGAGGUGAAGAAGGAGGCUGGAUGAAGGAGAGCAAAAAACCAGAGCCGGACUUCUUCCUGACCUCCACUAUAACAUCACAGAACGACAGAUCCACAGCCAGAAGAAAACCAGAUGCCGUACCAGUGUCCGACACAGGAGAAGCUCAGAAAAAGUUUGGAGGUGACGUGAAAGCCAUCUCUUCUGACAUGUUCUUUGGAAAAAGAGAUGACUCUAAGUACGAGGCCAAAACACGACUGGAAAGAUAUUCCGGGAGUUCCUCUAUAAGUUCAGCCGACCUCUUUGACGAUCCAAAGAAACAAACUGUGAGUUCGUACCGUCUCACCAACGUGCUGCCCAGUGCUCCCGACAUGUCGCAGCUCAAACUGGGAGUUCGCUCAGUGGCGGGAAAACUCUCCGUCAUGGCCAGCGGCGUAGUUAGCUCAAUUCAGGAUCACUACAGCUCCUGAGUCAUGGCGCCCCUCCUCUUGGAUUCAGCGCCCACAUCGUGGUCCUCUGUUUUAACAGAGUCAGAUACAUUUCCCAGUGAGUGGUGGUCACUCCUACUGGGAGCUAAAUAAGUGUGAUGGGUAAAUUUGUUCUAUCGAGUGAUCAAAAUUGACGCCCUGUAUACAUCUAUAUCUAGUUUUUUAUUAGAUCAUGUAUAUACAACAGUUGUUUGUUUGAAUCAAGAGGAUCAAGCACAAUAUUUUCAGAGGAAAUUAUGUUCCCCUGCCGGCUUGUUGAAGGGAGAUCUCUCUGUUUAGUUCAGUUAUGAAGAAUAUUUAGUUUGCAGUUUAUUGCUUAGUUUGCUUUGAGGUCUUGGGAUUUAAAUAUUUAGAGGUAUUAUAUGUAGCACAGGGUUUAUGGUGCUUUGAAGGAUGGAUUUGCAUUUUGAUUCCUUAAGUUGACGAGGUUAAAAAAAAAAAAAGCAGUGGGGACAAUUCAGUUGUUUUUAAUUGGUCAACAUACUCUUGCUCAUCACAUACACGUAUUGUGCUUUUUUGCACAUUCCCACGGGUUUGAAAGUGUCCUUUCUGUCCCCAAAGUGUACUUAUAUUUGCUCCUCUACAGACAGGACCAAAACCUGAUAAAGAGGCUGUUGGGGACCAUAUGUAUAUAUAUAGAUAUAUCUAUAUAUCUAUAUAUAUCUAUAUAUAUUUCUUUAGUCAGACAUACUCUCAGUUAUGUAAACUGAAAUUGACCUCAUUAGCACAGAAGCUUCGUAUAUCUUUUUUUCGAGGGCCAUGCAUCUGUUAUUAUAACACAAGAUGACAUGAAACCUAAGCAGCUAUUGAAAACUGAGUUUAAAGGAAAAGUUCGACAUUUUGGGAAAUAUGCUCAUUAGCUUGCCAAGAUUAUGUUGAGAAGAUUGAUAACACUGUCAUAUCUGUCAGUUCAAUACAAAGCUGUAGCCACGUAGCUUAUCUUAGCUUAGCAUAAAGACUGGGAAGAAGGGGAAACAGCUAGCCUGGCUCUGUCUGAAGGUAACAAGUCUGCCUACCAACCAAAGUAUAAAAAGUUAGGCUAUUGUAUUGAUUUAACAAAUAAGUUAGACCUAUGCUAAGCUAAGCCAACUGCCGGUUGGCUGUAGCCUUUCAAUUUUGAACAGAUGUGAGAGUUUUAUCAAUCUUCUCAUAUAAGCAAUCUGCUGAAUAGCAUUAGAAUGAGCCUGCUCAGUUGCACUACGCGUUUUUGUCUCAAUCCUGUUGCUUGGAAACAGACACUUUGAGAUGUCAUAAUCGAUAAUACAGUCAACAUUGUAACCUGGAGAUUCAUGGAUUUUUAAGGGGUGCCUUUUCAUGGUAUUUUCGUUUUAAUUUGUGGAUGUCUUUUGUUGGUAUUUGUGUUCAUCUGCUAUGACUUUCCAUGCCCCCCCCCUAAAUGUAAUGGCAUUCAUUUAGGACUCUUAAAGUCUAGAUGAUUCCUGAUGUGGUGGGACCUCUUUGUAGCUUUCAGGCCCCAUUGUACUGCAACACUAGUCCACUUCAAAUAUGAAUGUAAACAAUCCCUUUAAAGUCUUUAUUUUUAGUUGUUGUUGUAACAUACUGCCAAGGUCCAAGAUAUAUGUUUAGAUCUGACCUGAUAAUUGGGUGUGAUUUUGAAUUUGACAUUUAAAAGCAAUAGGGAAAAAAAGGUUGAUAUCUGUUUGUUUUGCUCUGGUAUUGAAUAACUAUGGCUUUAGCAUUAGCCUUUAGUGUAUUUUCAUUAGGUAAAGUUUUCCAUGAUGCUGAAAAGGUUUCUUCAGAUUUCCAGUUGUGCAGAGUUAAGGGACUAGAAUAUUUAAGAAAAGGAUGAUUACAUUUCUGAGCAAUUUCUGUUCCGUUUCUGUUUCUCAGGAGUUUGAUUCGAGUUGUUGAAUAUGAAACACUAAAAUGAAAGUCGUAGAUCCUUCAAUGACCAAAUAUUUGUUUACUCCACUCUAUGCCUUAGUCCAAAGAUCUCUGAUUAACGCCCCCUCAUAUUGCAAUAUAGUGGAGUCAUCUGGUUACCUUUUUGCACAUUAUUUGUCAGAAAAUUGCAUGUGGCAGCUUUUGCUUGAAUGUACUGUAUUACAAUUGAACCGUUGCCUCUCCGUUGAAGUUGCGUCCAAGUUAGACUUUAAUUUUGUUGAUCUUUGUAAGAUUUUUUGUCUUCUGCCGUUUAAUAUUGUCAAAUGUUACAUAAAAGAAUAGUAGCUUGUGUAGGUUGCAUGACCCCUGUAGUUAAUACACGCUGACACAUCCUGGAUACGAAAAGCAUACGGCCCAAUUAAAUAAAAGUAGAAUAACAGAAUUGUUCAAUAAAAAGCUGUAUAGUACUGCUACAUGCAAUUAUGUAUAGGGCUUUGAAUUACCAUUUAUAGAAAGCUACAGAUAAUGAAGUUUUGACAUAUUUUGACACUCAGAAAUGUUUUUUGAAACAUGCCAAAUAAAUGGCUUGUGCCGAAGCUC
Molecule: messenger RNA, 4142 nt
Organism: Anoplopoma fimbria (sablefish)
Lineage: Eukaryota; Metazoa; Chordata; Actinopteri; Perciformes; Anoplopomatidae
Gene: arfgap3
Product: ADP-ribosylation factor GTPase activating protein 3
Biological process (GO): COPI coating of Golgi vesicle
Molecular function (GO): GTPase activator activity
Source: RefSeq, a predicted model, not a curated record